CUACUCUAGGCCACCUUGUGAAAGUGGUCACCAGUAGUGUAGUCAUUAGGUCAUAGCCAUAGUGGUGAUAGGUGAGGAUUUUCAACAAAACACAAGACGACAAGUCAGUAAAAUGACAGUGGAUGUACUAAGUAUUUACCUUCUUACCUGGAAUGUGGUAACUGUGGAGCCUCCUUCAAGUGAUCAGUUGCAAAGUCUAUUGGAUUUGAGUGCUGAUUUCAUUGCUGUUGGUCUGCAAGAAGUGAAAUCACAACCACAAAAUAUUAUUUCAGAUUCUUUAUAUGAAGACCCGUGGACAAAUUCCUUAAGAGAUGUUUUGGCAAAAAAUAAUUAUGUCAAAAUCCAUACUGUGAGGUUAGUUGGAAUCCUGCUGUCACUUUUCUCAAAAAAGAAACACCUGACCUCUAUUAGAGAUGUGGAAACCUCAUUCACCAGAACAGGACUAAAUGGACUCUGGGGUAACAAAGGAGCUGUUUCCAUUCGUUUCAACUUUAAGGGAAGUUCCAUUUGCCUCGUCAAUUGUCAUCUUUCUCCCCAUGACAAAAAGCUUGAAAGUCGUAUAGCAGAUUAUCACUCCAUAGUCAAUUCACAAACAUUCCAUAAAGAAAAGAUCAGUUCUAUAUUAGAUCAUGAUUUAGUUUUUUGGUUUGGAGAUCUCAAUUUUCGGCUUCAUCCAGAUUCAUUUUCUACAAGCGAAAUUGUUGAUCUCGUUUCUCAAAACGAUCUGAAACCCUUGCUAGAAAAGGAUGAAUUAAAUGACACAAUUUCAAGUAAUAAAGCUUUUGGUGGAUUUUCGGAGUGCAAGAUCACUUUCAAGCCUACUUAUAAAUUCGUACUCAACUCAGAGGAAUACGAUAAAAAGAGACGACCGGCUUGGACUGAUCGUGUUAUUUAUCGUAGCUUCGAAAAUGUGGAACAGAAACCACAAAAGAAAGAAGUUGACAUAGUUCAGUGUAAAAAGUAUCAAAGCCAUAGUAAUUUCACAAUUAGUGAUCACAAACCUGUGUCCGCUCACCUUGAUAUACAAGUAAAAGGUGGUGUUCUAGACGUUGUCACAUUCGAUCCGAUUAAAUCUUGGAUUACAGGAACAGUCGGUAAAAUAAUUAUAACGCUACCAACUAGCAUCGAACUAUCUUCUUGGCAUUGGAUUGCAAUUUAUCGGGAGCAAUAUUCAAGCCUGGGCGAGUACGUUUCUUACAUGUGGAUUACUAAGCAACCUCUACCAAACCGACCAAGGUCGUAUGAAAUUAACGUUCCAGAAAAUAGUAUUCGCAUUCCCGGAAAGUACAUUGCUGCCUACAUGAGUGACACACAUCCUUAUCAUAUAAUGGGGAUUAGUCCUGUUUUUGAGGUAGAUGGAACCCAUUUGCAGUAUAAAGAAUUGUAACUAUUUAAAGCAAGUUUCAGCUUAAAAGGACUACAAAAGGAAACAUGUCAGCAUUUUUACCACUGGCAAAUAAAAAAAGUUUCAAAUGGUUAAUUCAAUAAAUAAAAUACGCCCUUG
This is a messenger RNA of Daphnia magna, 1504 nucleotides long. RefSeq names its product phosphatidylinositol 4,5-bisphosphate 5-phosphatase A. The record is from RefSeq and is a predicted model, not a curated record. NCBI's taxonomy places the organism in Eukaryota, Metazoa, Arthropoda, Branchiopoda, Diplostraca, Daphniidae. Gene Ontology annotation, cellular component: ruffle; cytoplasm; plasma membrane. Bases 113 to 1387 code for a protein of 424 amino acids. Gene Ontology annotation, molecular function: phosphatidylinositol-4,5-bisphosphate 5-phosphatase activity. The transcript is spliced from 8 exons. Gene Ontology annotation, biological process: phosphatidylinositol dephosphorylation.